This is a messenger RNA of Bradysia coprophila, 4348 nucleotides long. RefSeq names its product tonsoku-like protein. Gene Ontology annotation, cellular component: nuclear replication fork. Gene Ontology annotation, molecular function: protein binding. Gene Ontology annotation, biological process: double-strand break repair via homologous recombination; replication fork processing. The record is from RefSeq and is a predicted model, not a curated record. NCBI's taxonomy places the organism in Eukaryota, Metazoa, Arthropoda, Insecta, Diptera, Sciaridae.
AAGAAGAAUACUGAAUAAACAUCAACAUUGCAUUUUAACCCUGUGUUUAUAUCCACUAUGGGCUCUUACCCAGGCAAUUAUGUUUCGUUCUUUAUGUAAAUUCUAAAAUUGUGUUCGACUGUCCUGUAUCACACGAAUUUUCCCAACGUUCCAGCAUGCAAGAGCAGAAACUUCUAAAGAGGAAACGUCGUGCUAAAGAAGACAAUGAUUUGAAUCAACUGGCCAUUGCGUGUCACAAUCUCGGUGAAUACUAUAACGAGCAAUUGGAUUACGAGAAUGCGUUGAAAAACUUCGAGGAGGCUGCAACCCUUCACAAAUCUAAUGGCUCAUCGAAUGUAGACCUUGGCAAGUCACAUCGAAUGAUUGGAGAAAUGUACAUGCUCUUGGGGGAUUUCGAUAAGUCACUGCAACAUGAACAAAUCUAUCUGGAAUGUUCAAAGUCUGCACAGAAUGCAAUCGAAGAACAACGUGCAUAUGCUACAAUUGGAAGGGUACAUCUGCUACAUGGACAAAGUCUUACUGGUGUCGAAGAGAGCACACCACAACUGAAAAAAGCCGAGAAGGCAUUUUUGAAAAGCCUCCUUGUGUGCAAAGGGCUACGUGGACUGUCUAAAAUGGAAAUCGUUGACAUGGAAGCUCGUCUCUAUCUGAAUCUUAGUGUCGUUAAGGAAAGCCUGGAAGAUUUCGAUGAUUCGAUUCAAUUCAUGGAAAAGGCGCUGACACUCUGCCGCAAAAACGAACUAUUUGAACUCUUGCAUCAAUGCUAUGUCACAGCGGCCUUAUUCUACCACUUGAGACAAAAUGAAAACACAAAGGCCUUAAGGCUGUUGAACUUGGCUUUGGAUGUAGCCGAACGGUUGCCAGAAAAGGUGCUGAAGAUGUGCGAAACGCUGACUGCAAAAUCGGAUAUUUUCAUCAAAACCGGUGAUUUUCAGAGCGCGAAACAGGUCCUUCAUAAAGCGUACAAAUUGAGGAGUACCAAUAAGGAUGACCGUGAGACAGUAGAGAAGCGGUUGAGAGUUGUUGCAGCAUUAUGUUACACUGAGGAUGCACUUUUGGCUCUCGAUUCCGAAGAUUACUUAACGAAAAAAAAUCUGUACGAGAAAAUGGGUGAUGGAGCUUGUGCUCUACAGAACUAUGAAAAGGCCAUCGAUUACUACCUAAAAAUGAUGGAAAUGGCUGAAUCUGGUCACUUAGACAGGAAGGAACUCAUUCCCGUUUACGUUUCGCUGUACCAAACGUACACCGAUCUGAAACAAUACGAUGAGGCUUUGGUUUAUCUGAAAAAAGAGAAAGAAUUGAACAAAGACGAUCCUAAGGAAACCACUGCGACACUAAUUCAAAUCGCUGACCUCUACGACCUGUCCGGUAGAGGAUUUUGGGAAGUUGAAAAUGUUUACCAGGAAGCACGAACUGAAGCACAAAAACUGAACGAUCUGAAAUUGGAGAAAAAAAUUGGUUUGAAACAGAUUGCACUUCGGAAGAAGCACAAAAUGACGACACUCGCGGAUAUUCUCAUCGACGAGUUGAAGAUGAGCGGAAUCGAUGUUAACAUAGAUGCAGACGAAGGUGGUAGUGACACGGAAGAGAGCCAAGGCAGUGACUUUGAAAAAAAUACACCGGACAUUGGAGAAGAUAUCUGUUUGAGCGACAUAUCCGGGUCAGAUUGUGAUGAUGAAACGGCAAAUACGAGCAGUUCACGUACACGCAAGAAACGUGGUCAAUCAUUUGCUGUUAAACGAAACGAGAAAGGAGAAACGCAACUGCAUCAGGCAUGUAUAUCUGGCAAUAUGCAGCAAGUUGGCCGUUUAAUUGAUCAAGGCCAUCCCGUGAAUAUUCGUGACCAUGCCGGAUGGACACCUUUGCACGAGGCUUCAAAUCACGGACAUCACGAAAUUGUGAAGGUGCUUCUUGAACGUGGUGCUGCUAUUAACGACAAAGGAGGUAAAAGCUGCGAUGGCAUUACAGCAUUACAUGAUGCUUGCGUGAAUGGGUGCUUAGAAGUGGUAGAAGUGUUGUUGGAUCAUGGAGCUCAACCAACGCUUCGUACAGAUUUUAAUGACACGGCGUUGGAUUGUUUGGAGAAAUGGAAGAAAACUGCAACAUUGGACACAGCCGAACAAAUAUUUUACGAUGUAAUCAAAGAACGAAUUGUGAAAAUGUUGAACACGGCUGGAUGUGUUGAUGUGCAUUUAACAUCUCCCAUUAACGCUUCUCGCGUAACAAGUACAGGAAGUUCACUCAAUCGAACGAUUUGUAACAGAAAGAACAGUAGGAUCGGAACGCUUCGGAACUCUGCGUUUGUGGACAGUGACUCAGAAGACGAUAAUGAAUGUGUGACCGUAGCGGAAACGGUCGACGAAAUAAUGAACAAAGAAUUUCCAUCAACGGACAUAGAUGGGCCUAACGAAUAUCGUACAGCGAUCGAAAACGUGCGUAAGGUCAGCAGACUUUCAUUGCCGUCGCCAGCAAAGUCUGUCGAGUCAAAAAGGAAAACUGGUCUUUUGACUACGGACGAAGUUGGUGAAAGUUGGCUCGAAGAAGACGUACAAACGAAAAAGAAGCGAAAAUUGUCUUUCAUAACACGCACCUUUUCGCACAGUGAUGUGAACAGAUUGAGUCCAGCGAAAACAUUGUCAAAAACUAAACUCAAUCACAGCGACACCGAUCGAAGUAAGGAAAAUAUUGCGGUGAAUUUGUGGGACAAUGAAACCGUCGACCCAUACGCCAUAUUCGAUGAUGAUUCGCACGAUGCAUUCGACAUUUUGAUGAGUAAUGCUGCCACGUCAUCUUCAUCGAACCGCAAACGUCGCGUUUCAUCGAGUGACUCUAGAAAUCGGAGCAACAUCACGGGCAGGCAACCGACAUUGUUGAGCACUGGUUUCACUAAGACCACUCAAUCGACAGGUUGUUUUCUUGAUAAAUCAGUUAGUUACAGUCCGGUGACAGCAUCUCCAGCAAAGAAGUCAUCGCCAGUCGCAACCAAAAUGGCCUCAAUCAAAGUUAAAGUUGAGGAUCACAGCUUAAACGUCCCAGUUAGCAAUAUCGAAGAUUUAACAGUUGGAUGGUUAGCCGAAGAAGCAGCUCGUCGAUAUUACAAUUUGAAGGGAUUAAGACCGAUACUACGAUUGAUGACAGAAGAUGGAGCUAUUUUCGAAAACGAUGAUCCCAUCAGUGUCACUUUCGGCGAAGUUAUCUCGUCAACAGUUCUCGAUUGGAAGCUACCGCACAUAUCAAAGCGAUACAUAGAGGUGUGUCAGCAAUUGAAAACCGAGCCGCUUGAAUCCGUUCAAUCAACACUCGAACUUAUACAAGCCACACAAGAACUCAAAAUCACUGAUCAGUCCCUGGACAAACUUUCCAGUGAGCCCAUAUUCAAAUCGCUUCAGCAUCAGUCAAAUCUUGAAUCCAUUGACUUGUCAAACAACUUUUUGGAGGACGAAGUUCUGAAACUUUUCGCGACGAUUCUACCGACACUGACGAGGCUGAAGAACUUAAACUUAUCAGGGAACUACAUAACACGUGAGGGAAUCACGAAUCUUGCAUCCAUUCCAGCCGGCCAAUUUCCCGAUCUUGAAUCGCUGGACCUGAGCUUCAAUCCACUGACAAACCACAGUAUUCCUUCGCUAAACGUUCUACUAGCAAAAACUAGAAAUCUGAAAAAACUGUCGCUAUGUGCUACGGACAUAACAGAUCUACCCGAUCCACCGAACGAAUCAUUCAAAUAUUCCCAGAUCACAGACAUGGACAUCAGUUUCAAUCACAUCGAUCUAGCCAAUUUCAAUCGACUGCUGAAGAAGCUAAAUUCAUGUCGUAUGGUGUCACUGAAUUUAGCGUUUAGCUGUGCAGAUCGAGGAGUUAUGGAAUCAAUUGUUGCUUUUUUGAAUGCUGGAACGUGUGAAAAGUUACGUGAUCUUGAUCUGUCGGGACUAGACCUAGAGGACGGUGACAUAUGGCUGUUAUUACAAGCUCUCGAACGAACAAAAAAUUUAAACGUCCUGAGGCUAAUGGAAAAUCGACGUCUCACUUACAUGACGUUAAAACUAUUGAUGGAGCGCUUGGCCGCAAAGCGAUUGGAGUUGGACGGCUGUUGGAAAUUGUAUUCGAAAAUUGGUGACAAUAUUUACGUCAGCGGACAAUGUACGAUUGCGCACAUCCGGAUGACCGUUGAUCCAGUGACGAGGGCGAAUGAUUUAGAAUGGAUUAACGAAAUAUGGAGGCGGAUGUUCGGCGACGUGGCCAACGUUAAAGUUCGUCAGAAUUGUGUCACGCUCACAGUGAGCGAAAGGUGAAGAAUUUGUAAUGUAAUCGAACAAAUUAGAAAACAAUAAAUUUAUGCAAAACCGUU